UCAUCUCAGAUCAGCAAAAGGGACUGGUUGCAGUUUUUGAAGAGUUGUUUGAAAGAAUUGAACAUAGAUUAUGUUUGAGACACUUGUAUGCGAAUUUUAAGAAGAAGUUUGGUGGAGGAGCAUUGAUAAGAGACUUGAUGAUGGGAGCAGCCAAGGCAACCUACCAACAAGCAUGGACAUUGAAGAUGAAUGAGUUGAAGGCUGUAGAUCCUAAGGCUUGGGCAUGGCUCAUGGCAGUUCCUACAAAGUCUUGGUGUAAGCAUGCAUUUUCAUUCUAUCCUAAGUGUGAUGUGCUUAUGAAUAACAUUGCUGAAUCAUUCAAUGCCACUAUUUUAAAUGCUAGAGAUAAACCUAUAUUGACCAUGUGUGAAUGGAUUAGAAAAUAUCUGAUGAGUAGGUGUAGUAAUUCUACUUUGAAACUUGACAAAUGGCCACACAAAGUGAUGCCUAUUCCUAGGAAAAGAUUGGACAAUGAGGUAGCUAUGAGUGGUCACUGGUUGCCUACAUGGGCUAUGGAAGAGAAAUUUUAGGUCACACAUGCUUAUAACAGGCAAGAGUUCAUAGUUGACAUUGCUAAAAAGAAUUGCACAUGUAAUUUUUGGGAUCUGGUAGGUAUUCCAUGUAGACAUGCUGUUGCUGCAUUAGGGUUUAGACAACAGAACCCAGAGGAAUUUGUUCAUGAGUAUUACACUAGAGACAGGUAUGCCAUGUGCUAUGGAUUUGCUAUUAGUCCAAUUAAUGGCAUUGACAUGUGGCCUGAGGUAGAAAGUGAGGAACUUUUACCUCCUAAAUACAAAAAGGGGCCUGGAAGGCCUAGGAAGCUAAGGAUAAGGGAAAGUGGAGAAGAGGGUGCAAGAAGAAGGUUACCUGGUGUAUCUUACAGAUGCACCAAGUGUGACAAGGUGGGCCACAAUGUUAAGACAUGCAAAAGCAAGAGGCAAAGUCAGAGUGCAAUGAAAAGAAAGAAGAAAAUGAGACCAAAUGCUAAUGAAGAAGGUACUAGCAAUGUUGAAAGCCAGUCUGGUCCAAACAAUGAAGGAGGGCAACAUAAUGCUGGAAGCCAGUCUGCUCCUAUCAAUGAAGGAGUGCAACAUAAUGCUGGAAGCCAGUCUGCUACAAACAAUGAAGGAGUGCAACAUAAUGCUGGAAGCCAGUCUGCUACAAACAAUGAAAACAAUGAAGCAUCCAAGACUGAUUCACUGUUUGGGGAUGUAACUGAUGACAUGAUAAGCAGCAUUCCAGACUUCCAAUCUCAGGCAUCAACAAGCAACAAUUACAAGGGCAAGGGAAAGGGAAAGAUGAUUGACAAGAAACCAAAACCAGUUGUGAGGAGAAGGGUAAGUGAGAGGAUAAAGGAGAACUGGUUCAAGAAACCAAAACCAUUCGUUGGUCCAGGUUCAAACCCUGAGCAGCCAAUUUGUAUGGACAUUGAUGAAGAGCCAUCCUCAAAGAUUACACCAAAAAGGGCAUUGAAGAUUGCUGCAAAAGGGCCAGCCAAGCAUUCUCCAAAGAAGACAUCAAAGAAGGGAACUCCAAAGAAGGGAACUCCAAAGAAGGGAACUCCAACAAAGAAGAAUUGACUUUAUGUAAUGUUUAAGUGUGACUGUUGUGUAUUUUGAGUAGCACAUGAUUUGUGCACUUAUGUAAUGUUUAAGUGUGACUGUUAUUUUGAGUAGUAAUUAGCUUUGUGCUGCUAAGA
Molecule: messenger RNA, 1699 nt
Organism: Vicia villosa (hairy vetch)
Lineage: Eukaryota; Viridiplantae; Streptophyta; Magnoliopsida; Fabales; Fabaceae
Exons: 3
Coding region: 708-1580 (290 amino acids)
Molecular function (GO): nucleic acid binding; zinc ion binding
Source: RefSeq, a predicted model, not a curated record